Vigna angularis (adzuki bean) is the source of this 2614-nucleotide messenger RNA. RefSeq names its product wall-associated receptor kinase-like 14. Gene Ontology annotation, molecular function: ATP binding; protein kinase activity. NCBI's taxonomy places the organism in Eukaryota, Viridiplantae, Streptophyta, Magnoliopsida, Fabales, Fabaceae. The coding region runs from base 340 to 2466 and encodes 708 amino acids. The record is from RefSeq and is a predicted model, not a curated record. Gene Ontology annotation, biological process: protein phosphorylation. The transcript has 4 exons.
UUCCUUCUUUUUCCAUCUAUCGCCAUUAUUUUACGCCUUCCAAUAAACUAACUAUGCCACCUUAGGAAUGUGAACAGAAGACACUACAAUGGAGAGAGAAACCUAGGCGUGGAAACAACAAACUCCUCCACCACCCUCUUAAAUCAAGUCUCUUUAGCCAUUUCUUACCAUUUUUCAAUCAAAAUACACCCACUCCUAUCUACAAAAUCUCAUCUUUUUCCCUUCCCAAUCAUCCACAAAACUCACCACUCACCCAUCAAACACAAAACCAUGUCUAUUUUCUAUCUUUUUUCCACUUUUCCCAAAUGAAAAAUACCCUACCUUUAUAUUUAUUUUGCUAUGAUCACUACACAAAAAUACCGGCUUUUCUGGUUCUACUUAGUAGCGGCUGAAUUCAUAUUUUUCAUUCCAUUAACCAGUACCCAAUUGCAGCAUCACGAGUGCCGCCAAACAUGCGGUUCCUCCGAUCCUUUCCCUUACCCUUUCGGAUUCUCCUCCGGAUGCAUAAUCCGUUUGAAUUGCACCGCCGGAAGAGCCUCCGUCGGAGAAUUCCCCAUCGAAAAGGUGAGCACAUACAGCAUAAUCGUCAACAUCGAAGCUCAGUGCAGUCGUCCGUUCGAUAGUUUUGGCCAACUCUUCAGCCACAAAUACGCGCCCACUUUGCGAAACGUGAUUCUGUUGGAGAACUGUACCGGAACUCCCUUGCCCUUUCCCUGCUCCAUUUCGGGGAAUCUGGUUCGGACCCACUUCGAAUCCGUGGGAUGCAACGGCACAGUAGCGGACAAUUUGACUUGCUACUUCGAGAACAAAACAAGCGGUUUCGUGAAUCGCCGAGAAUUGGAGUCUUCCGGGUGCAAGUACUUCAUGUCAUCUCUUUCAUUCCCAGAUGUUACAGACGUCUCCGGUGAGCCUCUGUCUUUGGAAGUAAAUACAAUCGAACUUGGAUGGUGGGUCCAGGGAGAUCGAUGUCUGUGUUCCGAUCACGCCAAUUGUACCAACCUUCAAUCCCCGGUGGACGGAAAGCCCGGUUUCCGCUGUGGCUGCCGCGACGGCUUCGUCGGCGACGGGUUUUUGGCCGGAACAGGUUGCCAGAAAGCCUCGUCAUGCAACCCAGCGAAGUACUUAUCUGGCCGAUGUGGAGGAACAACCAGAUUCAUUGUCUUAAUCGGAGGGUUUGUUAUCGCCGUUUCACUGAUUAUCACUGCGGCUUCACUAUGCUGUUUCUUCCGCCGGCGCACCAAACUGAAAGUCACAAAGAGCACAAAAAGACGAUUAACCGAAGCCACCGGAAACAAUGGUGUUCCUAUCUAUCCCUACAAAGACAUUGAGAGAGCCACGAAUAGUUUCUCAGAGAACCAACGGUUGGGAACUGGGGCGUACGGCACAGUUUAUGCAGGGAAAUUGUACAGCGAUGAAUGGGUUGCCAUCAAAAGAAUAAAACACAGAGACACUGACAGUAUUGAACAGGUAAUGAACGAGAUCAAGCUCCUGUCCUCUGUGAGCCACACCAAUUUAGUUCGCUUGUUGGGUUGCUCCAUUGAAUACGGAGAACAAAUCCUGGUGUACGAGUUCAUGCCCAAUGGAACACUGAGUCAGCACUUGCAGAAGGAGAGAGGACAAGGUCUUCCUUGGUCCGUUCGACUCACCAUUGCCACUGAAACGGCACAAGCCAUCGCGCAUCUUCAUUCAGCCAUUAAUCCCCCCAUUUACCACCGAGACAUCAAAUCCAGCAAUAUACUUUUAGACCACAAUUUCAGGUCAAAAGUGGCAGACUUUGGUCUUUCUAGACUUGGAAUGACUGAAAUAUCUCACAUUUCAACUGCCCCACAGGGAACUCCUGGCUAUGUGGAUCCACAAUAUCAUCAAGAUUUUCACCUCUCUGACAAGAGCGAUGUUUAUAGUUUUGGUGUUGUUCUAGUUGAGAUCAUAACGGGACUAAAAGUGGUAGACUUUUCACGUUCUCCUAAUGAAGUGAACUUGGCUUCUCUUGCUGCAGAUAGGAUUGGAAAAGGGCUUUUGGAUGAGAUUAUAGACCCAUUCCUUGAACCCGAAACAAGAAGUGACGCUCGGACCCUUUCCUCCAUACACAAGGUGGCUGAGUUGGCAUUUAGAUGCCUAGCGUUCCACAGGGACAUGAGGCCUUCGAUGACGGAAGUGGCUUGUGAGUUGGAGCAACUUAGGUUGUGUCAAUGGACAACAUUGGGAGACAACAAUUGUGCAACCUCAACGGAGUUGUCCUCUUGCUCUUCCUCAUCCAAUGAAAGUGAGAAACCACUGAGUACCACAACGAAGAACGUUGGAGAAAAGGGUAAAGGGUACCUUAAUAUUCAAACUAGGCCUAUUGGUUUGAAAUCAUUACAAAGGCCUAAUAUUAAUUCACCAGUCUCGGUGCAAGACCAAGAGUUAUGGUUGAGUGAACAGAGUUCUCCUUCAUCAAAUAGUUUUCCAAGCAAGUCAUUUGAUUGAGACAAGAUCUAUGGUUCUUUAUUUCAUCCAAUAGUUUGCUUGUAUAUCAUUUUAGAAUUACCUCAAAUGAUGCAAACAAAGUUAAACAAUGAUGAAUUCAUCUCUCACUAAGGUGGGAAGGACAUGUUUUUUUUAACAUGGAUAAAAU